Messenger RNA from Fonsecaea multimorphosa CBS 102226, 2352 nucleotides. RefSeq lists its product as uncharacterized. The transcript has a single exon. The coding region runs from base 1 to 2352 and encodes 783 amino acids. Lineage: Eukaryota; Fungi; Ascomycota; Eurotiomycetes; Chaetothyriales; Herpotrichiellaceae. The record is from RefSeq and is a predicted model, not a curated record.
AUGGAUUCGGAUUCCAGUUACGUGGAGGAGGAGCGCGUCGAGAAAAAAGCCAUACCGCCGGAUCGAGACGUCUUUCCAUCAUCGCCCCCUCGACGAGCAGCACCCCAUGUACCACUGGACAACACCCACACAUCGCCGUCGGGAGAUCCGAUAGCCUUGCGGCACACCGUCCCAGAUGUGAUAUCAGACAACCCAUUUGCACAGGGAGAAGGUAGCAAAACGUAUUUUACCCGCCCAAACCGCUACUUCGGUCCCGCGUCGACGUGGUACUCUUGGACCAAGACGGAAAGGACCGUCGCGCUGAGCCUGGAUCGUGUACGUAGUCAGGACCUCAGUAUUCACCUCAUCAACGCCUUUGGGGUGAAGCGCAAGCUGCAGCAACAACAGGGCGGAAGGGAAGCAAAGAAGCGGAGCAAGAAGGGGAAGGAGAGAGCCUCGUCCGUCCUCUCCACGGAUGACGAGGCAAGCCUGCGACGGCGAAGUGGAGGGAGGAAUGGCCUUACCAAAUCCUGGACGGCUUGGCCCAUGCCUCCCGACCAGGUACCUCGGGAGGAAUUACUGCCCAGAAUGGAGGGAGACGGCGAAUACUAUCGUAUGAAGCCCGAGUCGAAGCCCAGUGCCGAUCUUGAAGAAUGGUUGAUCGCAACUGCGACGAAGAUUGCUAGAGACCAAUGGAACGCAAGGCGGUGGGAAGACAAAGAUCCAACCCCAGCCGGCGCAGCACAGACAGGUAUGAAAGUCGACCACCACAGAGAUGCUGAAGAGGACAACAUGGCCGCAGAAGUACCCGGGGACGAGGACCAAGAAGAGGUGGGCGAGGCAGCAGAGAGCCCGCCCUCGCCGGCAGGUGCAGAAGAAGAGCCAGUCUUCUACUCCCAACCGUUCUCAUUCUACGAAGAUAACGCGGAACAGGAGGCUUCCGGCUCCGGCAAGGAGGGAACAAGCGAUACUGAUACGAGUGAUAGUAUGGAGCGACGCCCGGUUCCACUGGUGGACGAUGAAAAGGCGCGCGGAUACUUUCUUCCCAGCGCCCGACACAUUCUGAGCAAAGUCGACGACUUGCUCCUUGGUCUUCACAAGGCUAGAUACGCAUACGCUGCCAAGCCACAAAGUAAACGAAGAAGGGCAACGCAUUCUCAUACCCCGGAGGACGACACAAGUGGGGAUUUCACUCGAGGAAGAAGCGGUUCACGGCCUCCCCCUGUAAGGCAGAGCAGGGCACGUUCCUCAUCCGCAUUCACCGACGUGUCGAGCGCGUCGAUCAUCUCUGCCGGGUCUGGCGCACGGUCCCGAAGGGUAGAGAAUCUCGGCUUGCGGAACUGGAGCGAUGUGAUAGGCAUGGCUGGUCUGACAGGUUGGGACCCUUCAGUCGUGGAGCGUGCGAGUCGACGGUGCGGGGAGCUUUUCAGAGGGAACAUGCUCUUCCGCACGUUCUAUGAGGGAGAAGGUAAGGAUGGAAGGGAGUCGCACUUUACGGAACACCUCGCUCGUGAGAGUGAAAGCAGCCGAACGCCGUCUCCGACUGGGGAAGGAGAAGAGACAGAUUCUAACGAAAAUGAGCGUCUAUCAAUUCGCACCUCGAGACCAUGCGAAAGGUGUCAAGCCACAAAAGCCGACUGCCAGCCCGCUGCGGACAGCAGCGAACCUGGAACAUCAAAAGCCUGCACGAACUGUCUAGAGACGGGAAACGCAUGCUCCGGGAUCCAAGUAGAUGUGGUGAUCCAAAAUGAGCGAACUUGCCCACAUCGAUCUUGUCCGAGACAUAAGAUCCCAUUUCGGAAGACGUGGCAUCUUCAGCGCCACUUGGAAAGUGUACAUGAUGGGCAGCAGAGAGGAGGAGGUUCACGGGCCAUGCCCAAGAGCGGAUGGGAGGGCUCGCGAAGUGCCAGUAUCAGUGCCCACAGUGCCUAUACCGACCACCUCGACGACGCCGGCAGCGAAUCAAAUGACGAAAACGACGACAAUGACUCAGAGCACCAAAUUCUCUGCCCUGUCCCAUCGUGCCCACGAACAAGACAACCUUUCUCCAAAGGCAAGAAACUCUACGAACACAUUCGACGGAUGCAUCCAGAGGUCGAUGUGGAUGAGGUUAAGAAGAGUGAGGCGCGGAGAAGGGGAGAGAGGAGGGGUACGUGGAGAGAUGAGAGACGGACGAGGAGCAAGAGCAAGAGUAAAAGUCGCAGCAAGAGUCGUCGUGGCGAUCGAAGUCGGAGUAGUCAAAGUCGGAAUCCAAGUUGGCGGGCUGGUAGCGCAAGGGUGGAUGAUGAGGAGAGUGAGGGCGACGGUGAGCAUGGACGUGCGAAUGCGGAGGAUGCGGAGGAAGACGAGGAGACUAUCAAUGAGACAAGCUAA